Molecule: messenger RNA, 1579 nt
Organism: Eriocheir sinensis (Chinese mitten crab)
Lineage: Eukaryota; Metazoa; Arthropoda; Malacostraca; Decapoda; Varunidae
Product: glutamate receptor 4-like
Exons: 8
Coding region: 215-1300 (361 amino acids)
Cellular component (GO): membrane
Molecular function (GO): ligand-gated monoatomic ion channel activity
Source: RefSeq, a predicted model, not a curated record
UCAUCUUUAACCAUUUCCUUCUUUCAUCCUUUUCUUCCCUUUUAUUUUCUACUUCCUCCUCAGCACUUUAUUGUUUUUUAUCAUAUUCUUUUUCUUCCCUUUUAUCUCUUCAUCCAUUUCUUCCUCUUCACUCCUUUCUUCCUCCUCACCCCAUCCCUCAUCGUCACCUCCAUUCCUCGCCCCGCAGGAGGCAGCCUUCACGCCCACGGUAGUCAUGGCCACCCCGCCGGGAAUGGCCACCUUCAGCUACAGCGAACCCCUCCUGCUGUCUGAGUACAAUGUGAUGUUUGCCCGCCCUGGCCUGAUGCCUAGUGGGGACGGCUUCAUCUGGCCCUUCACACAGCUGCUGUGGGUGCUGUUGCUGGUGAGUUGCGUCAUCGUCUUUGUGGCCACGAUGUUUACCCUGCGAGGCCAAGCCGUGAUGCUGAGGGCUGCGGUGGACAGAGGAGGCGGCUUCGGCGACUCGAGUGACGUCGAGGAGAUGGAGAUGGACGGAGGCACCUGGUGGAGGAGUGCCAAUCGAGCCUUCCUGUGGACCUGGUCGGUACUAAUGAGUCAGAGUGUGCCGUGGACGCCGCUUGGAACCGCCGUGCGGCUGGUGGCGGGGAUGUGGCUGCUGUGGAUAGUGGUAAUGGGCGCGCUAUACCGCAGCAACCUGAAGGCCAUGCUCAUCCUGCCCAAGGUGCGGCUGCCCUUCGACAGCCUGGAGGAGCUGGCCGCGUCGGGCAUCCCGCUGGGCGUGCCUGAAGACUCCAUGGUGGAGGCCCUGCUGAAGGAGUCGGACAGCAGUUCAGUCCUGGGCAGGCUGCGGCAAAAUAUGAGGAUUCUAGGCGUGGAAAACUACGAGAAACACUCCGCUGACCUCUUUGGCGGAAUGCUGGCGGUGGCCUCCUACACCUCCACCCUCAGGAGGGCCAUCCACAGCGAUUUUAGUUUCAAGGGGAGGUGUCGCACCUACCUUAUGUCCCGCGGCUUCUUCGGUCCCGCUAGCCUCAGCAUGGUGUUCCCGCGCGGCUCGCCUCUCAUGGCCAAAGUGAACAAAAUCAUUGAACAACUGCGAGAGGCCGGUAUUCUUGACUACCUGCUGAACGCCGCUUACUUCAACGGCACCGAAUGCCUCAAGCCCAUCACCUCCUUCAGCCUGCCCUCGGAGCGGCCCCUCGAGCUGUUGGACUUCUACGGGAUGUUCGCUCUCUAUCUGGCUGGCAUCGUGUUGGCCCUGCUGGUGUUCCUGUUGGAGAUGACCUUUGACCCCACCAAGCGCGGCAAGAAGAUGGGCGGUGACGGCAGGGCCCCUUGAAUGACCCCGUGACCUUCUGUUGACGACGAGUAUAAUAAUGCCGAUUGAAUUACUCCCCUGUGGCUUCUUUUUAUGUCUCUCUCUCUCUCUCUCUCUCUCUCUCUCUCUCUCUCUCUCUCUCUCUCUCUCUCUCUCUCUCUCUCUCUCUCUCUCUCUCUCUCUCUCUCUCUCUCUCUCAAGUUAUAGUAGAUAGUGAGUAUUGACUAUUGGGAACAUAUAACUGCAAGAUGCCUUUUAAUAUUUUACAACCAAAGAGUAAAGAAGAUGACCAUUAACCGA